Varroa destructor (honeybee mite) is the source of this 1999-nucleotide messenger RNA. It is a transcript of the gene Nle, whose product is annotated as notchless protein homolog 1. The record is from RefSeq and is a predicted model, not a curated record. Gene Ontology annotation, cellular component: nucleolus. Gene Ontology annotation, biological process: ribosomal large subunit assembly; Notch signaling pathway. Gene Ontology annotation, molecular function: protein binding. NCBI's taxonomy places the organism in Eukaryota, Metazoa, Arthropoda, Arachnida, Mesostigmata, Varroidae.
GCUUAUAUUUUUGAAUGUGUCAAAUGACCAACUUAAGUCUAAACUAAUAUUAUACUGGCUGUUAGUAUAAUAUAUCGUCUUUGGUCUGCAAUGGACAGCAUUUGUGCACGUCUUUCAAGAAGGAGAAUUAAAUCCCAGGAAAACAGCUACUCGAGACCAAUUAGGUACUCGGAUUCAUCGAUGACUAUGAACUGUCGCGCUUAUACUAGCCGGCUAAAACGCACGCAAGACCUGUGUGCAUCGCUCGAAGGAUUAUAAUGCUGUAAAUACGAAGUAGCUUAUCUUUCCAUACCUGAACAUUGUAACAAAUCAGUUUACUGUUUCACCGAAUUAGCUCAUUAGUUAAUAUACAGUUAUCGUUAUUACAAAUCGUAACCGGAAAAGAAUGACAAUGGAGUUGGAUACCCGCGCUGUUAGCGGGAACCGACGAAUUUUGGCGCAGUUUGAAUCGGAAGGGGGCGAAGUCACCGGUGCCCCGCUCGACCUGCCGCUUGACAUCUCCAAAGAUAAGCUUCAGUCAUUAUGUAACAUGAUUCUUGAAAAUGAAGAGAGCGUGCCGUAUCUGUUCUUCAUCGAAGGAGAAGAAAUAAAAAACUCUCUUGACAAGACUAUGCAUGAAAAAAAGCGUGAGAUCAGCUCAGAAGCACUUGUGAAAAUUAUAUAUGCCCCUCAAGCGUUAUUUAAGGUCCGCCCCGUAACCCGUUGUACAGGUUCGAUCCCUGGCCAUGCAGAGGCAGUUCUCGCCUCGCAAUUCAGCCCUAAUGGACAAUACCUGGUGAGUGGAUCCGGUGAUACGACUGUUCGAUUUUGGGACUUGAAUACGCAAACGCCACACAGCACAUGUAAGGGACACAAAAACUGGGUUCUAGCCGUAACGUGGAGUCCAGACGGUGGCAAAGUUGCUUCCGGGUGUAAGAGUGGAAUGAUCUGUUUGUGGGAUCCUAGUACUGGAAAACAGAUCGGUAAAAAUCUCACCGGUCACAAAGGAUGGAUCACCUGUUUAUCCUUUGAACCGCUCCACAAAAACCCAGCAUGUCGAUUUUUAGCGUCCGGUUCGAAGGAUGCCACCGUUCGGAUUUGGGACACUGUUAUGGGCAACACGAUCCUCACUCUUUCUAGUCAUACCAGAUCGGUGACGUGUAUUAAGUGGGGUGGCACGGGUUUGGUGUAUAGCGCGUCACAAGACUGUACAAUUAAAGUAUGGAAGGCAGAUACUGGUGCGCUGAUGAAUACGCUUCAAUGCCACGGACAUUGGGUCAACGUUUUGGCAUUAAAUACCGACUAUGCCAUCCGUACUGGAGCUUUCGAUCCAUGCAAGCAGGAUCAACGUGAUCACCAGGACAGAGUUGGCGAUAAAAAAUCUAUUGAUACUGAUAAUUUGCAACGGUUGUCUGAAGAACGGUAUUUAGCAGCAAAAGGCAAAGAACCCGAAAGGUUGGCGUCCGGAUCAGAUGACUUUACCCUGGCCCUAUGGAAUCCUAUGAACAAAAAACCUUUACAGCGGAUGACCGGUCACCAGCAGCUAGUGAACGAUGUAAAAUUCUCACCAGACAUGAGGCUGCUAGCCAGUGCGUCGUUUGAUAAAAGUAUCAAGCUUUGGGAUGGUCGUACCGGCACAUACCUUGGCGUUUUAAGAGGACACGUUUCUUCGGUGUAUCAAGUAUCCUGGUCAGCAGACUCGCGUCUACUGGUUUCAGGAAGUUCGGACUCGACACUAAAGUUAUGGAACGUUAAGGACCGCAAGCUACUUAUAGAUCUACCCGGUCACGCGGAUGAAGUGUAUACCGUUGACUGGAGUCCCGAUGGAAGCACAGUUGUAUCAGGCGGCAAGGACCGCGUAAUCCGACUAUGGCGAAGAUAAGAGCUUAAGUACAACUAAAAUGCUUGUUAAGAAAAAUUGAGUGUAUAAAGAUUACUUAAGAUAAUUUUCUUAAUAGCUCCGUAGGACGGGUGAAUUUAGAUCAAGUGUACAAGACGUUUUUGUUGAAUUUGAUUUAAA